AUGGGAAACUUAAAGAUCAAUGUUUCUGAUGCACCCACAUUUAUACUGACGGGCUUCCCUGGAAUGGAAGCUGUGGAGCCCUGGUUAUCCCUUCCUCUUCUUCUGCUCUAUGCUGUCUCCAUUGUGGGCAACAGUUUGAUCCUUCUCAUUGUCAAAGAGGAGCAGAGCUUGCACCAACCCAUGUAUUACUUCCUGUCCCUACUCUCGGUGAAUGACUUGGGAGUGUCGUUUUCUACACUGCCCACCGUGCUGGCUGCCUUCUGCUUCCGUGCCCGUGUGAUUGCCUUCAAUGCCUGCUUGACCCAAAUGUUUUUCAUCCACCUUUUCUCUUGGACAGAAUCUGGCAUCCUUCUGGCUAUGAGCUUUGAUCGCUAUGUCGCCAUCUGCAAUCCACUGCGCUAUGCCACAGUGCUCACUAAUUCCCGAAUUGUGGCUAUGGGUCUAUGCACGGUUCUUAGAAGCUUCAUUCUUAUUCUGGUCUUCCCACUGCUACUGCACAAACUGCCCUUCUGCCACCACCAGAACAUACUCUCUCAUGCCUACUGCCUUCAUGUAGAUAUGAUUAAGCUGGCAUGCACUGAUGUCUCCCUCAAUAGCCACUAUGGGCUGUCCAUUGUGCUUUUGACUUUUGGCCUGGAUUCUGCACUCAUUUUUGUCUCCUAUGUUUUGAUCUUGCGAUCAGUAUUAGCCAUUGCCUCCCGAGAGGAGCGUCUCAAGACACUCAACACAUGUGGGUCCCACAUCCUUGCAGUGCUCAUCUUCUAUGUACCCAUGGUGAGUGUAUCCAUUGUGCAUCGCUUUGGAGCUGGCCUGCCCCAUGCUGUCCAUAUCCUCAUGUCCACCGUCUACCUCUUUGUGCCUCCCAUGCUUAAUCCGAUCAUCUACUCAAUUAAGACAAAGGAGAUACGGCGCAGGCUUCUCAAGAUGCUCUUCAGGGUGAAGUCUUGA
Erinaceus europaeus (western European hedgehog) is the source of this 948-nucleotide messenger RNA. RefSeq names its product olfactory receptor 51I2-like. The coding region runs from base 1 to 948 and encodes 315 amino acids. The transcript has a single exon. The record is from RefSeq and is a predicted model, not a curated record. Gene Ontology annotation, cellular component: membrane. Gene Ontology annotation, biological process: G protein-coupled receptor signaling pathway. Lineage: Eukaryota; Metazoa; Chordata; Mammalia; Eulipotyphla; Erinaceidae. Gene Ontology annotation, molecular function: G protein-coupled receptor activity; olfactory receptor activity.